Messenger RNA from Teleopsis dalmanni, 759 nucleotides. RefSeq names its product heterochromatin protein 1-like. Gene Ontology annotation, molecular function: chromatin binding. Gene Ontology annotation, cellular component: nucleus; pericentric heterochromatin. Gene Ontology annotation, biological process: negative regulation of transcription by RNA polymerase II; chromatin organization. NCBI's taxonomy places the organism in Eukaryota, Metazoa, Arthropoda, Insecta, Diptera, Diopsidae. The coding region runs from base 82 to 708 and encodes 208 amino acids. The record is from RefSeq and is a predicted model, not a curated record. The transcript has a single exon.
AUUAUUUUUGAGCAGAAUCAAGCGCGAAAAUAAAAUUGCGGGUUUUUAUUCGCUUAUUACACACGCAAGGAACAAUACGGUAUGAAAACCAAAAAAGCUGAAAGUGCUUCUGGAGAAACUGCAACUAAUUCAGGGACCGAAGAAGCGUACGUUGUUGAGAAAGUAUGCGGAAGAAGAGUUCGUAAAGGCAGAGUCGAAUAUUUCCUAAAGUGGAAGGGUUAUCCCGAGGAAGAAAAUACUUGGGAGCCUCAGAAAAAUUUAGAUUGUCAAGACUUAAUACAGCAAUAUGAAAAUCAGAGGGCAAAAGAUGAAGCUUCAGCUUCAACAACGAAGCCCGAAAAACCCAAGGACAAAGAUAAAGAGUCUAGUGGUCAAUCGAGUUCAGCUGGCGUCAAGCGAAAAACUGAUGAGCGCAAUACGAGUGCAGGAACUGUUAAAAAGAAGAAGCGCCGUGAAUCUAAUACUGACAAAGAUUCUGUAUCAGACAUGUCCUUCCAAGCUAAUGAGUUGAAUGGUUUUGAUAAGGGCUUGGUUGCCGAGAAAAUACUGGGAGCGUCUGAAGUAAAUGGUUCGUUGACAUUUCUUAUUCAAUUUAAAGGAAGCAAGCAAGCUGAAAUGGUACUGUCAGAAAUAGUAAAUGAAAAGGUACCCCAGAUGGUUAUAAAAUUUUACGAAGAACGAUUAUCGUGGUAUUCUGACACAGAAUGAUUAGUUUUAAUAAUAUUAUUUAAUACAAUGCAUUUAAAUGAAACUAAAUAA